This is a messenger RNA of Scleropages formosus (Asian bonytongue), 1826 nucleotides long. It is a transcript of the gene mlc1, whose product is annotated as modulator of VRAC current 1. Gene Ontology annotation, cellular component: endoplasmic reticulum; cytoplasmic vesicle; plasma membrane. The transcript is spliced from 13 exons. NCBI's taxonomy places the organism in Eukaryota, Metazoa, Chordata, Actinopteri, Osteoglossiformes, Osteoglossidae. Bases 170 to 1405 code for a protein of 411 amino acids. Gene Ontology annotation, biological process: regulation of response to osmotic stress. The record is from RefSeq and is a predicted model, not a curated record.
UUAUGUGCACUGAGAGCCAGCGCAGCGGGGAAGGCAGGGGCGUUCCGGCCGCCCCAGUCCCCAGCAGCAGGAAAGCCACGGGAAAGUGAGAGCAGCUCCGUCCCUCCACAGUCAGCAGAUCCCGCAGAAGACGCACAGAAAGGAGAGACACCUGGAGGGCUCACAACCCAUGGACACACAGCUCAGAGUGGACCAGGUGCCGCUGGCCAGCCAGCUGGCUCGGGGCUCCAGUUUGGCACCGAGGGAGGAGCUGCUGGCCAGGGAGGAGUUCACCUACGACCGCAUGCCGACGCUGGAGAGGACAGGUCGGCGAGCGGAGCGGGAGCGCCACGACAGGGACAGCUACACGGUGGACGUGCGAGCCAGCGACCUGCAGCUGCCCCAUUCCCAGAACAUGCACCCCUGUCUCAGUUACAGGGCCUGGCUCUACAGCGUCCUCAUUGGGGGUAGUCUGCUCGUGACUGCUGGCUUCUCCCUCUACCUGGGCAACGUCUUUCCUGAGGCCAUGGAUUACCUGCGCUGUGCGGCGGGCUCCUGUAUUCCAGCAGCGGUGGUGAGCUUUGCCAUUGCCAAGAACAGAUAUGUUGUGGUGUCGGAUUUCCAGGUGAUGUUCGUCUCGACGUUCGCAGUUACAACCACCUGUUUAGUUUGGUUCGGUUGCAAACUGGUGCUCAGCCCUUCUGCCAUCAAUAUCAACUUCAACCUGAUCCUGCUCAUCCUGCUGGAGGUCCUGAUGGCCAGCACCGUCAUCCUGUCGGCUCGCUCCGCCGAGGACUGCUGCAACCAGAGGAAGGCGACAGCAUAUGAAGGACCUGUGGUGCUGACACCAGUCGCCUUCCCUGCCCGACUCCUCAAAGCCUACUCUGUCAUUGAGGUCAUAGUGGGGAUCUCUGCAGUGUUUGGUGGAAUUAUAGCGCUCAACAUGGAUGCCCUGGUCCCAGGACCGUACCUGUCCGUCACAUUCUUCUGGAUCCUCGUGGCUUGUUUCCCCAGUGCCAUUGCCAGUCACGUAGCAGCAGAAUACCCCAACAAGUGUCUGGUGGAGGUCUUGAUCGCCAUCAGCAGCGUCACUUCGCCGCUGCUCUUUUCUGCCUCAGGCUUCCUGUCGUGCAGUGUGCUGAGAUUUGUCCACAUCUUCCUGCAUGAGGUGCCCACAGCCAAGCAAUCUUAUGACGUCCUCCUUCUGAUCCUGAUGCUGUUACUGCUACUGCAAGCCGUGCUGACUUUGGCCACUGUGGUGCACUGUGCCAUCUAUAAGAUCCAGUACCAUCAGGGGGUACAAGACUGGGACGAGGGUCCACAGAUACCCUCACAACACUACGAGCGACAUCCACCAAAUGGAAGCCUGGCUGAGUUCGACAAGGACAAAGCCUGGAAGGCAGUGGUGGUCCAGAUGGCACAUUGACAGAAAGAGGAAGAUGGGGAACCGCAGAAAGUGAAGGGCAGGAGGGAAUAACAAGCAGAAAAGAGGAAAGAGAAAGAAGUAAGAUGUAUGGGGACAGAGAAGAUACCCAGAUAUGUGUCUCUGGAGGUCCAUUUUCUAUGCUUUAACAAUCCUGCUACAGAGAACAAUCCAUAGACGGGUCUAUAGUCGCAUGAGGGACCCUUAACUCUGCUGUAUAUUUUACAGGAAGUAGAGAACACAGUCGUGUGUGUGUGUGUGUGUGUGUGUGUGUACAUAUAUAGGAUGCACCUCUGUUCUUAACAGCAUGGUUUCUGUAUAUUUAGUUUUUAAAGGAUCACCUGUUGUGUAUUUUGGCGGAAGCCGAUUAUGUUCCUUUGUUCGCUUUGUAGACUUUGUUUGUAACCAAACAAAUUGAAUUAAA